AGGAGAUCGAGUCUAUAAUGAUUCCCGAGCUCGGUGUCGAGCCGAUCCUCGACUCCGACGCCAUGAUGAAAUACCUCGUCUGGAGCGAUCAGUGGGUAGGCUACGACGACGCCGAGACUAUCGCUUUGAAGAAAAGCUGGGCUAGCAGCCACUGCUUCGGCGGUACGAUGAUAUGGAGCAUCGACCUCUAUUCCGGUUCUGGGAGCGGGAACACCCCCGACGGCGGCGGCGAUUCUACGAGCGGCGAUCCCGGAGCCGGGGGCGGUAACAGUGGGUCUUCGGAAGGUAGCGGCGGCGAUUCGAUCGUCUAUAUUGAUCCGUCGAUCUGGGGAGAGCCUAACCCCGUGAUCAACUGCGAGCCUCCCUGCACCUUUAUCCUGCCCCCUCUGCAACUUUCGUCGGCGACGACAAUUACCUUCCCGCCGUACGUGACAUCUCUCGACGUUGCUUGGAGCACCUCGACAGGCUGGACGCAUAUCAUUCAAACGACGACCCUGACCAUUCCGCCGGUCACUAUCACCGAAAUUCCUGUCUGGGAGUACACCGUCACCGACACUGUUACGGAAACUACCGUCUCUAAGACGUUCUACGUGACUAGUAGCAUCUUGCCCCCGCCUUUCACGAUCACCAACGACCCAAACCCCCUAAGCGAGCCAGGCGUCACUCACCCUCCGGUAACGAGAACUAUCACGCCCCCGCCGUUCCCCUACUCUUUCACCCAACCGUCGAGUCAGACAACGACGUCUUCUUCGAGCACGGGUGUCGUCGCCGCGAUAUUUCCGAUCGUGACGUACAAACCGGGAACGCCGGGCCCGAUCUGCAAGUCCGGCUGCGGACUUCCGUGCUUGAUCUUCUGCUCGUCGCCGUGUCUCCUCAACUGCGUCGACGGCGGAGGCGACUUCGUAGACCCGGAGGACCCAGAUCCACCGGAGCGUCCGACCCCGACGGAGGUAAACGACCCGCUACCCACGGACGCUACGAAGGUGUCGCCGACGCCUGAACCUACCGACUCCGGGGGCGACGAUCCGGAGGACCCCGAAGAGGAAGAUGACGAUGACGAGUGCGCGUACGAAUUUAGCUUGGCGGCGCCGACUUACGUCGAUCCCAACUUUGGCUCCUCCGGCACGCAGACCGUCUCUUCGGCCCAGCCGCCUGCUACGCCGGCACCGAAGCCGAAUCCUACGCCGCCGUCGCCCAACCCGGCCACGGAGAGCCUACAUUGCUUUAACAGCGGUGCGAUGACGGGCCGUGGUAGCAUGAUAGACGCCGUGACGACGUUUUGUAAUGAUUACCUGGGCACCAUCCUCGACGCGAGCGACGAGAACGCCGAGCAUACGCUAAGUUUAGAGGACCACAAUGCCGGCACGUGCUUUGGCGAGCUGGGCUGUAUAGAGGUGUUGCACCUUAGUGUCACCGUGACGAACGGGUGCCGGUUCACGAUCGAUGGACCGAGCCCGGAUCAAGAGUGUGGUAGGAUAUUUAGGGAAGCGAUUGACAAAUGCGAUACUAGCAGUACUAGGUACAAGCAAGGUGGCACCAUCACGAGCAAUUGUGCCGUAUGGGAUAUCGAUCCGAAUAAUUGGUGGGGAUAAUUUGUGUGAAAUCUGAGACAUGUUAAUUAAGAUGUCAUAGGACUUUCCUUCCUUACCCUAAAGAAAGAAGGAUCUAUUAAUUGCAAUAAAGAAGGGAGGAUAAAUAAUUAAUUAAAAGGGAUAAAAUAAAACUUUUUAAUAUUAAGAUAAUAAA
Molecule: messenger RNA, 1746 nt
Organism: Annulohypoxylon truncatum
Lineage: Eukaryota; Fungi; Ascomycota; Sordariomycetes; Xylariales; Hypoxylaceae
Product: glycosyl hydrolases family 18-domain-containing protein
Exons: 1
Coding region: 18-1592 (524 amino acids)
Biological process (GO): carbohydrate metabolic process
Source: RefSeq, a predicted model, not a curated record